GUUGAAAACUAAAGUUGGCAAACAAAGAAAGGCAGCGUAAUAUCGCGUUUUAUCGUGUAAAAAUAAUUUUAUUAAGUGAAAGUUAGUUAGUUUAGUGUAUAUAGUGUGUUUUGUGCACAAUGCUGGAUUUAGAAAUCAUCCCAGAACGUUCCCUGGGCUGUGAUGCCUGGGAGUUCGUAUUAGGAAUGCAUUUCUCUCAAGCCGUUGCGAUUAUUCAGAGUCAAGUGGGCACAAUCAGAGGAGUCCAAGUACUUUAUAGCGAUCAGAAUCCGCUCGCAGUAGAUUUAGUUAUCAACAUGCCCCAAGACGGCAUACGGUUAAUAUUCGACCCGGUGGCCCAACGGCUGAAGAUAAUAGAAAUAUAUAAUAUGAAAUUAGUUAAACUUAGGUAUAGCGGCAUGUGCUUCAACUCGCCGGAGAUAACGCCGUCCAUCGAACAGGUGGAACACUGCUUCGGCGCGACCCACCCGGGCCUGUACGACAGCCAGCGGCACCUGUUCGCGCUCAACUUCAGGGGGCUCACGUUCUACUUCCCCGUUGAUAGCAAGUUUGAGCCUGGAUACGCGCACGGUUUGGGUUCACUACAAUUCCCAAAUGGUGGUUCACCAGUAGUGUCAAGAACUACCAUUUACUACGGAUCACAGCAUCAGUUGACAAGAUCAAGUAAUGGAGGUCGCUGUUCAGCACCACUAGCUGACUUACCUCUAUCGUGUUACCGGCACCAGUUGCACUUGCGUCGCUGUGACGUGCUGCGUACAGCGACCAGCACGCUUGGCCUCCGCUUGCAUAUAUACACUGAAGGCACCCGUGCGGGCGAAGCGCCCGCAGCCCGGCGGCGCGUAGUACGCUUCGGGGACAGCUGCCAGGCCGUCUCCAGAGCCCUAGCGGCCCCCGCACGCCUGUACUAUAAGGCAGAUGAUAAGAUGCGUAUCCACCGACCAACCGCCCGUCGUCGCCCACCGCCCGCGUCUGAUUACUUCUUCAACUAUUUUACUCUGGGGCUGGACGUGCUAUUCGAUGCGCGCACGCAUCAAGUGAAAAAGUUCGUGUUACACACAAACUAUCCGGGACACUAUAACUUCAAUAUGUACCACCGUUGCGAGUUUGAACUCAACGUGCAGCCAGAUGAAUGCGAAUCAAACACGCUAGUGGAAUCCCGUGGCGCUGUUUGCAUAACCGCGUACAGCAAGUGGGAGAGUGUGUCCCGCGCACUACGUGUGUGCGAACGGCCCGUAGUACUGAACCGGGCGUCUUCUACCAACACCACCAACCCGUUUGGCUCCACCUUCUGCUACGGGUACCAGGACAUCAUAUUCGAGGUGAUGUCGAACAACUACAUAGCGUCGAUAACUCUGUACCAACCAGAGGGCACCCGACCCCAGUACGCGGUCAGCUCUAUCGCGUGACACGAUAAGGUUAAACAGAUAAAUGGUAAAAAAUACAAAUCCUGAAUGCCAGUUUGACAGUCAACAAGCGACACGACAGUGUUGCUACUUCAAAAAAACAAUUCCAUCGAACUUCUGGCAACAACAAUACAUAUCCCCGAACUAAGCCAACCUAAGAGGAAACAGUAUUUAACAAAAAAAAUGUGAUAAAAACUGUGAAAAAAAAACUACAAAAAAAAAGUGAGUGACCGAUCUCAAAUAGUGUGGAAGUUUAUUUAAAACCUUAGCAAAAAUUGACAGUUAUAUAAGUUUAUUUUUUAAAUCAAGUGACGGACGAUGGUACAGAAAUUUCUGGAUAUUUUAGUCAAUUGUGUUCUCUUUUGAAAUUGACAAGUUUCCAAAGUAUAAAUAGACUGUUGUAAAUAUCGGAGAAUAUUAUGAUAAUUAUUAUAUUGUAAAUUGACGUAUUUUUUCUAAAAAUAAAACCCAGAUCGAGUAUGUCGGUGUGACUAUUGUGAAAAAAAAAUGUGCAAAAAAAUAUUUUCUAUGCACCACAAUAAUGUGUUUAUAGAUAUAGAUUAUAAUUUAUGUAAAAUAAAUUCAUAGAUAAAAAUUCUUGUCUUUUCAACUCUAUCAUUGGAAUAAAAAAUCAUCAAAUCAUUUUUUUUAUUAUAUUUUUUACAUUAUGGUG
This is a messenger RNA of Colias croceus (clouded yellow), 2076 nucleotides long. Its product is annotated as PHAF1 protein CG7083. The coding region runs from base 120 to 1406 and encodes 428 amino acids. Gene Ontology annotation, cellular component: trans-Golgi network. The transcript is spliced from 11 exons. The record is from RefSeq and is a predicted model, not a curated record. Gene Ontology annotation, biological process: Golgi to plasma membrane protein transport. NCBI's taxonomy places the organism in Eukaryota, Metazoa, Arthropoda, Insecta, Lepidoptera, Pieridae.